Molecule: messenger RNA, 1876 nt
Organism: Scomber japonicus (chub mackerel)
Lineage: Eukaryota; Metazoa; Chordata; Actinopteri; Scombriformes; Scombridae
Gene: gabpb2a
Product: GA binding protein transcription factor subunit beta 2a
Exons: 8
Coding region: 593-1876 (427 amino acids)
Biological process (GO): positive regulation of transcription by RNA polymerase II
Cellular component (GO): nucleus
Molecular function (GO): protein binding; transcription cis-regulatory region binding
Source: RefSeq, a predicted model, not a curated record
UUAGUUGUUUUAUAUUCCUUUGGAGGAAAUAUUUAAUAAAGCUAGAUCAAGAUACAAAAACUUACACACAGAUAUUGUUCACUCUGACAGGAUCAGACUAAUAACUGAUCAGAUUACUGUGAAAUAAUUAUUGAACGUCUUAAAUUUUACAUGUAAUCAGAUGUAACGUUUCACGCUCUUAUUGUGAAGGCUGCACCCACAACAUCCGGGCGCGUGCCCGUCGCUGCUCGGUAACUUUCCACCGUAAACAACCGUUGGAGACACGCUGUUACUGCUCUAACGAUGUUUACCGGACAGACACGUUAGCCCCGCACGGACCGGGCAGUACUCACCGCACACAGAUCCGCAGCGCCCCGCACAGACCAGCAGCACGCGGACCGGAGCACGCGCAGCCGUUUGCCUGAUUAGCCGCUAGCUUGCUAACUAGCAGAGCGCGCGCCCCGGCUGGAUCCUCACGAGCCUGAACGGUAAGAAGCUCCGGUGGAAUAAAACGCCAUUUUCUGUCUUCACGCGCUCACCGGACACACAGAACACCGGCAGCACCGGAGCAGCGUGAGGAAGAGCUCACUGAGCGCGCGCCUGCAGAAACAAGAUGUCUCUGGUGGACCUGGGGAAGCGUCUGCUGGAGGCGGCUCGUAAAGGACAAGACGAUGAAGUCAGAAACCUGAUGGCCAACGGAGCGCCCUUCACCACCGACUGGCUGGGCACGUCUCCGCUCCACCUGGCUGCUCAGCAUGGUCAUUACUCCACAGCUGACGUGUUGCUGCGAGCCGGCGUCAGCAGAGACGCUCGGACCAAGGUGGACCGCACGCCGCUGCACAUGGCGGCCGCCGAGGGCCACGCCAUCAUCGUAGAGCUGCUGGUCCGGAGCGGCGCCGACAUCAACGCCAAAGACAUGCUGAAGAUGACGGCGCUGCACUGGGCGGCGCAGCACGGUCACCACGGCGUCGCCGAGACGCUCAUCAAACACGGAGCCGACGUUCACUCGCUCAGCAAGUUCGACAAAACGCCGUUCGACAUCGCCGUGGACAUCCAGAACACGGAGCUGAUGCUGCUGCUGCAGGAGGGCAUGCAGAACCAGGUGAACAUGAACCAGGUCAACAUGAACCAGGUGAACAUGAACCAGGUGAGUAUGAACGUGGAGUCCAGCAGCACCACCAACCAGCCACAGUUCAUCAUCCAGGGGAUUCCUGCCAUCCAGGGGGGAGUGGUGAACCUGGCGGAGCUGCUCAACAAGGCCAACGCAGGUGACUCGGAGGAAGCGAUGGCCGCCAACGCUCUGGACUCCAACAUCCAGCACGCUGCCGUCGUCAACGAGGGGGGUCAGAGGGUCAUCACCAUAGUAACGGACCAACACGGCAACCUGCAGACCACCGGAGGGAUGUCACAACCGUUCUUUGUCACCAUGCAGCACGGACAGCAGAUGCUAGCGGUGCCGGCUAACACCGUGACAGAGGAAGUGGUCACAGAGGAGCCUCAGCCGCCUCCGUCCAGGAAGAGGAAGUUGGAGAUGAACAAUCACAACGAGUCAGGAGAGACGGAGCUGUUGCAGAGGCAGCUGCUGGAGGCCAACAGGAAGGCUCAGGAGUAUCGGCAGCAGCUGCUGAGGAAGGAACAGGAAGCGGAGGAGUAUCGCAUCAAGCUGGAGGCCAUGUCACAGAACCAGGCCAACAACGCCGCCGCCAACGCCGCCAUGACGGCCGUCAGCCCAGAGGAGGUGGUGGGCGGGGAGGAGGACGAGGAGGAGGGAGGGGGCGUGGUGGAGGAGGAGGGGGAGAUGGUGGUGCUGCAGGAGGGGGGCAUCAUCAUGGAGGGGGAGGAGGGGCAGGUAACGCUGGUGGAGACGGGAGGAGAGACGACGGAGGUGAGCUCCUAA